GCGAAAUAUGUAACUGGCACACUACCUAUUCCCGAUGAACCACCGGUAGUGAAAUUGGUUUUAAAAACAAUAACAUUAAGUUGAAAUAGUUGUUAUAAAGUAUUAAGCACAAUGCUACGAAUGCUUCAGAAAAAAACUAGUCUCAUAAAGCUUCUGGUGCCCGGACCCCGGCUGCACCAGACUGUUGCCCAAACAGCGAUAAAGGAAAUCCCUGCGAUUAAGCCAAUAAGUAUCUCUAAGAGCGACAAAACCGUGGGCAAAUGGUUUCUGGGAGUCAGCGGCAUGGUGUUUGUGGCUGUCGGUCUAGGCGGCGUAACCCGGCUAACAGAAUCCGGACUUUCCAUGGUUACUUGGAAGCUAACGGGCGAACGAAUGCCCAGAACGCAAGAGGAAUGGGUACAAGAAUUCACAAAGUAUCAGCAAUAUCCAGAAUAUAAACUGAAAAACGUAAACAUGACUGUCGACGAGUUCAAAUUUAUAUUCAUGAUGGAGUACAUCCACAGAAUGUGGGGUCGUGCGAUCGGCGGCUUUUUCCUUCUGCCUGCCGCUUACUUUUGGAAAAAAGGAUACUUCUGUGCAAAGACCAAGAAAAGCGUGCUGUUGCUGGGCACGCUGAUCGGUCUUCAAGGCCUUAUGGGCUGGUACAUGGUUAAGUCAGGCCUAGAGGACAGGUUUCAAGAUCCCAACGACGUCCCUCGCGUUUCCCAGUACAGGCUGGCGUCCCACCUGGCAGCAGCGUUCGUUCUGUACGCCCUUUCGUUGUCCAAGGCCAUGUCCAUGCUGAUGCCAGCCAACACAUUUGUGAUCCAGGCCAAGAACGCAUUUAACAUUAAAGGCCUUUCGCAUCUCACGAAGGCAAUGGUCCUCUUGACCGCCAUUUCAGGAGCCUUUGUGGCCGGACUGGACGCUGGUCUAGUCUACAACUCCUUUCCCAAGAUGGGCGACAAAUGGAUACCCGACGACAUGUGGCAGUUCCAGCCGCUACAGAGAAAUAUAACUGAGAACCCAACGACAGUGCAGUUCAACCAUCGCAUCCUGGGCAUUAGCACGGUGACGCUGACCACAGCCCUCUGGCUGGUCACCAGACGAAUGCGGCUGCAGAUGCCCAAGCGGGCCAACUGGGCCAUUAACGCCGUGGUGGCGAUGGCUUGGACACAAGCCACUCUGGGCGUAACAACUCUGCUUAACUAUGUGCCCGUGCCUCUGGCGACCGCUCAUCAGUCCGGAUCGUUGAUUUUGCUUAGCUUCGCCCUGUGGCUGUCGCAUGAAGUUCGCCUGUUGAAAUAUCUACCGAAAUAGUCUAUUUGUGGCGGCGAAUAAACAGUUGUUUGGUUUUCUAGAAACUGCUUUUAUUAACUGCUAAAUGCCGCGCCUGGUAGUUGGUAAUAACGUAACGAUGAUGAUGUAA
This is a messenger RNA of Drosophila serrata, 1408 nucleotides long. Its product is annotated as heme A synthase COX15. NCBI's taxonomy places the organism in Eukaryota, Metazoa, Arthropoda, Insecta, Diptera, Drosophilidae. Gene Ontology annotation, molecular function: oxidoreductase activity, acting on NAD(P)H, heme protein as acceptor. The record is from RefSeq and is a predicted model, not a curated record. Gene Ontology annotation, biological process: heme A biosynthetic process. Gene Ontology annotation, cellular component: mitochondrial inner membrane.